This is a messenger RNA of Notothenia coriiceps (black rockcod), 1047 nucleotides long. Its product is annotated as amyloid-like protein 2. The record is from RefSeq and is a predicted model, not a curated record. Gene Ontology annotation, molecular function: serine-type endopeptidase inhibitor activity; transition metal ion binding; heparin binding. NCBI's taxonomy places the organism in Eukaryota, Metazoa, Chordata, Actinopteri, Perciformes, Nototheniidae. Gene Ontology annotation, cellular component: membrane. The annotation marks the transcript as partial. The transcript is spliced from 6 exons. Gene Ontology annotation, biological process: axonogenesis; central nervous system development.
UCUCUCUUUCCACAGGCGCUAGCAGCCAAUGCAGGCACAGGGUUUGCAGUGGCCGAGCCACAGGUGGCCAUGUUCUGCGGGAAGCUCAACAUGCAUGUGAACAUUCAGACCGGCCGCUGGGAGCCAGACCCAUCCGGAACCAAGAGCUGCGUAGGAACCAAAGAAGGCGUGCUGCAGUACUGCCAGGAGAUGUAUCCCGAGCUUCAAAUCACAAACGUGGUGGAAGGCAACCAGCCAAUUCGCAUCGAGAACUGGUGCAAGACGGAGAAGAAGGUGUGCAAAGGACACGCCCACAUUGUGGUGCCUUACAAAUGCUUAGUGGGCGAGUUUGUGAGUGACGUGCUUCUGGUUCCAGAGAAGUGCAAGUUCUUCCACAAGGAGCGUAUGGACAUGUGCGUCAGCCAUCAGCAGUGGCACGGAGUGGCCAAGGAGGCCUGCUCCAAAAGCUCCAUGAUGCUGCACAGCUACGGCAUGCUGCUGCCCUGCGGCAUUGACAAGUUCCACGGCACCGAGUAUGUGUGCUGCCCCUCGUCCCGCUCCGGGGAGGCUGCUCCACCUGCCAUGCCCACCGAGGAGGACGAUGAAGAGGAGCAGGUGGAGGAUGAGGAGAUUGACGAGACCGACAUGGAAGAAGACUACGCCGUAGAGGACAGUGAGGCACCGGCUGAGGAGCAGCCCACACAGAAGGAGGAGCCGCUGGACGAAGACGAGGAAGAGGAGGACGAGGAGGAGUAUCACUACGUCUAUGAGGACGAGGAGGCAGACAAGGAGGACGAGUAUGAGAAGAAGGAGAGCCGCAAAAUGCCAGAGAGCCAGGACGAGGACAAGACUCUGCAGGAAGUGAAAGCGGUGUGCACCCUGGAGGCUGAGACCGGCCCCUGCCGAGCCUCCAUGCCCCGCUGGCACUUCGACUUGAGCCAGAGGAAGUGUGUGCGCUUCAUUUACGGGGGCUGUGCCGGCAACCGCAACAAUUUCGACUCAGAGGAGUACUGCAUGGCCGUGUGCAAGCGCCUGAGUAAGUCUCACCAGACCGGGGCUGGUCCGACA